Messenger RNA from Hyaloscypha bicolor E, 1497 nucleotides. Its product is annotated as asparaginyl-tRNA synthetase. Gene Ontology annotation, biological process: asparaginyl-tRNA aminoacylation. Gene Ontology annotation, cellular component: mitochondrion. The transcript is spliced from 3 exons. Lineage: Eukaryota; Fungi; Ascomycota; Leotiomycetes; Helotiales; Hyaloscyphaceae. The record is from RefSeq and is a predicted model, not a curated record. Gene Ontology annotation, molecular function: ATP binding; asparagine-tRNA ligase activity. The coding region runs from base 1 to 1497 and encodes 498 amino acids.
AUGGUCCGAUCAGUAGUGGCGCGCUGUGUCAAGCAGGUAUUCAGACAAUCGAGAGGCUUGCAUACCAAGCCGCUGUCUCACGAGUCGUCCAUCGCACACCUCCUCGACCAAGGGCCAAAGGACAGCGAGAGGGUCGUCGUCAAUGGCUUUAUACGGUCAAUCAGGAACCAGAAGCAGAGGUCUUUUGCCUCUGUAGGGGACGGGUCCAGCCUCGAGCCGCUGCAAGCCCUCCUUACUCCCCAACAGUCCGAGAGACUCUCCAAUGGCACAGCUGUCCGACUCACGGGCUCCUGGAGACAAUCGCCGAACCCCAAGGUGCAAAGCCACGAGCUGCAUGUCAAGGAGGUAGAUAUUAUCGGAUACUCAGACCCUGCUACGUAUCCUCUGCAAAAGAAAUACCAUACGCCUGAAUACCUACGAACGAUGCCCCACAUGCGAGCUCGACUUCCCUUCAACUCCACAUUACUACGUUUCCGGUCAGAUGCUAUAGCAGCAGUCACUUCAAUGUUCUCCGAGAAUGGCUUCACUCAGAUACACACACCUAUAAUCACAUCCUCUGACUGCGAGGGCGCCGGAGAAGUCUUCCGGAUCGGAGCUUCGGAGAAAGAGUUGGGCAGCGAGGGAGACGACGGGUCGUUUUUUAAGGCCGCAAAAUAUCUGACAGUCUCAAGCCAAUUGCACCUUGAGGCUUUGGCACAAUCUGUUGGCAAAGUAUGGACAUUAUCGCCAACCUUCCGGGCAGAAAAGAGUGAUACUGCGCGCCAUCUGAGCGAGUUCUACAUGCUGGAGGCUGAGAUCAGUUUCACGCAAGACAUGGAAGAUGUGAUGGGGUUGGCUGAGAAAGCUGCCCAGUCUAUAGCCCGGAAUUUGGAUUCGGCUGUGUCAAGAGUUGGGAAGGAACUGCUGCAAAGCACAAUAGGAGAAGAGGAAAUUAGAAGACGAGUGGGCGGCAUGCUCCAAGGUUUCCAUCGGAUAACGUACACCGAGGCUAUCAAGCUACUGCAAACUUCUACACACCAAUUCGAAUAUUCUCCAACAUGGGGCCACGGCCUACAGGCGGAACAUGAACGAUGGAUUGCCGCGCAGGUUGGGGGCAAGGCAGACAUUAGUGUUCCCGUCUUCGUCACCCACUAUCCUCGAGCCAUCAAACCAUUCUACAUGUUACCAACAGCCAACACCGCGGAUGGCCGAGAAACGGUGGAUUGUUUCGAUCUUCUUGUUCCAGAGGCAUGCGAAAUUGCAGGCGGUUCGACGCGUGAGCAUCAGCUGAGGCCCCUCAUCAAGUCCAUGCAAGCAAAGGGCAUGAUUCCAGGCCCUGACCCCUCGGACGAAGAUCUUGGCGAAUUGAGAUGGUACGUUGAUCUGCGACGAUGGGGUAGUGUGCCUCAUGGUGGAUUUGGUCUGGGCUUCGACAGACUAUUGGGAUAUCUUGCCGGUGUGCCAAAUAUCAGAGAGGUGGUCACCUUUCCUCGAUGGGUUGGCCGUUGUGAGUGUUAG